UCCUCAGCGGGUGACGUGUCAGUUUGUUUACAGCGGUGAGCAGUCGGCUGCAGCUGCUCAGACAUGGCUGUUGAUAUCACGUUACUUUUCAAAGCCAGCGUUAAGACGGUCAAAACCAGGAACAAGGCCAUAGGGAUUGGCUUCGACUCGACCAAAGAUGAAAUUUUCAAGAGAAGUAGACCGAAGAGUGGCUUCUCACCGAGGGCGAAAGAAGUGAUCACGAACAUCACCAAGCUCAAAGACUUUCUGCUACAGCACAGAAAAGAUUAUGUGAGCGCCGGAAGUCUCAUUUCAUCAGACCUUUCCCGCAUGACAGACAAUGACCGUGACCAGAUCGACCAGGAUGCUCAGAUCUUUAUGAGAACCUGCUCUGAAGCCAUCAAGCAGCUACGCAAUGAAGCUGAAAAACAGGUGAUGUCAGCUCAGAUAAAGGAGCACAGGAGAGCGGUGCUAGACCUCAUUGAAACAUACCUAAAAGGUGUAUGCAAGCUGUACUCUGAGCAGAGAGCAAUUAGAGUCAAGAGAAUGGUGGACAAGAAGAGGCUAUCAAGACUGGUACCAGAGCAUCACGGUCCAGUGGAGAAAAAAGUGGAAGUGGAGCCCACAGAGGAGGACACCGUUAAGGAGGGAAGUUCUGAGAAGACUGCAUCAUCAGAGGUCCAGGACAACCCUGUAAACCUGUGGGAGGAGAGCCGAGUGGAAGAUGAGCUCUCCCCAGAGGAAAUUCAGAUGUUUGAGCAGGAAAACCAGAGGUUGAUCAGUGAGAUGAACAGCCUGGUGGAUGAAGUGAGGCAAAUCGAAGGGAAGGUGGUAGAGAUCUCACGACUUCAAGAAAUCUUUGCUGAGAAAGUCCUGCAACAAGAAGCAGAAAUAGACAACAUUCAUCAGCUCGUCGUUGGUGCUACAGAGAACGUCAAAGAAGGCAAUGAGGAUAUACGAGAGGCUAUCAAAAACAACGCUGGAUUUAGGGUAUGGAUCCUCUUUUUCCUCGUUAUGUGCUCUUUUUCUCUUCUCUUCCUGGACUGGUAUGACAGUUAACACGACUGCCCAAAUGGACUCUGGACAACAAGAAACUGCCUGAAGCUGAUACACAAUGCCAAUCUCAGAAGUGAUUGUACAACUAACUGAGAAGUGAAGUGAUGGCAACAGCGAGACUGAACGUGAGAUUAUGUCCUCAAGUUUAAAUGGCACUUAAUUCUUCCCUGAUUCUAUCUAGGGUAGCUUUAAUAUAAAAAUGCACUUUUAACAUCUUGCCUUUCUCAGCCAUGAGUAACAAUGGUUUGACUGGAUUUUGAUCCCUGUGAAUCUCUUCCGAAACUGUUUUAUGCACUAGAGCGUAUUUGCAUCUUGACGUCACAGUCCCAUGUAUUCAAAAAGAUUUGUUCUUUAUGUAAAAUAAAUUACUCUAAAUGCUCAAAAUGCUUGCAGAUUGGAGCCGAAUAAACUGUACUGGCACAUCAGAUACACUCAAGUAAAAAUGAUUCUCAACUAAUUUAUAGCAAAUUUAACGUGUACCUUCUCUCAUUAAUUCAUGAUGAUAUUUCAUGAUAUAAAACAAUUUUUAUAAUUCGUAUCUAUGUGGGUUUGCAGAUAACAUCAAAGGCAGCUGAAGCCGCUGCCUGCCUUGGUUUGUGUCAGCUAAGGAGAAAGUAGCUGUUGACUUCUGAUGUUUCUGUUAAUCCGUUUAUAAUAAUAAACUUUAUAAUGAUUAACCCAGAUUCCAGUGACAGCAUUAAAGUGCUUUGAACAUUUUUUUCCUUUGAUGUCAGCUCAAGAGCAACUGGAACUUUUAACUGUGUUUAUUUUCUGUGCCGAGGGAGUUUUCAGCAGCUCUGACAUGACUUGCUCUCAAAGUAAUGAAUAAAAAUCUUCUUUUGCAUAAAU
This is a messenger RNA of Haplochromis burtoni (Burton's mouthbrooder), 1884 nucleotides long. It is a transcript of the gene stx18, whose product is annotated as syntaxin 18. Gene Ontology annotation, cellular component: SNARE complex; endoplasmic reticulum; membrane. Gene Ontology annotation, biological process: intracellular protein transport; retrograde vesicle-mediated transport, Golgi to endoplasmic reticulum. Gene Ontology annotation, molecular function: SNAP receptor activity. The transcript has 11 exons. NCBI's taxonomy places the organism in Eukaryota, Metazoa, Chordata, Actinopteri, Cichliformes, Cichlidae. The record is from RefSeq and is a predicted model, not a curated record. The coding region runs from base 64 to 1038 and encodes 324 amino acids.